AUGAUUCUUCACAACGACAAGGAACAAUAUUAUCAGAGUCGAAAAGAUGUGGCCAAACGAAUAGCUGGUCGAGCGAAAUAUCUGAAAGACAGUACAGGAGAUGGUGAUGAAGAGGAGGUAACCUGUUCCAUUCGUUAUUCAACAGCAGAAAGAUCUAUUUUCUCAGUUGCAUCAUCAUUAUCAAUUAUUGGUAAGAGAAAAAUUAAUAUUUAGAUAUGGAUCUAUUUUAUUAAAUAUAAGUUUUGGCUUACCCCCAUAUGACACAAUAAACUGAGCGUACCCAAAAGAGAUAAUAAAAUGCAGUUUUAAAAGAGAUAAUAAACUCUGACGUUUAAAUUGAGACAACAAAUCUUAGUAUUCCAAAAGAGAUAAUAAAGUCAAAUCUCCCA
Messenger RNA from Didymodactylos carnosus, 389 nucleotides. Lineage: Eukaryota; Metazoa; Rotifera; Eurotatoria; Philodinida; Philodinidae. The record is from the annotation of a GenBank genome assembly.